AUUGCGGAAGUUGGAAGCCGUUUGGUUUCCCCUACAUUUUCAGGCUGACAUGUUUUUAAUUUGCAGCAUUUAAUAGUAACUUUUGAACCAUGUCAAUAUUUUAAAAUACCAGCUAAAAUCGAAGACUUCAAGUUAAUCUUGCGUUAUGAAAGUGACAUGUGAAUAAAAGACUAUCGUAGUCGGUACAGUAGCCAUAUCUGUGGAUUAUAACAUAAUUAUGAUUGAAAAAGCUGAUAUUAAAAAAAUGCUGCGUCGUUUAUUGUCAGUGAGACUUAGGUUUGGAUCAGAUCGCACUGGGUUCUGCCUGGGAUCAGCUUUAUUUCUAAUAUUGAUGCUGUUGGUGUAUUAUUGGGGUAUCCAGGCAAGUCUCCGCAUUGGUCCAGGAGGAGACUUUCCAAGUAUCACAGAUGUGUUUCUGUAUGCUCUGAGUCAUGAUGACCUAUCUUCUCUGCUGGUCAGUGUUACUCUCCUGCUGCUGUUUGGACCACAUCAGGAGCAACACUGGGGAACAGUUGCUUUGCUGGCCCUGUCUAUCCUCACAAUGAUCAUACUGCCUUUAGUUUACACCCUGGGUAUCUUUGUGUGUGGAGGUGAGGCUAGUCGAAUUUGUGGUUUCUCUGCCAUCCAACUGGCUUUGUUUACAGCACAGUGUCGACAGGCGAAACAGCGGAGGCUCCUAAGAUGUUUGCCAGUCUGGUUCCUCCCCUGGCUUCUUUUGCUUAUUGGCUUGCUGCUGUUACCAGGGACACCUGCCCUGCUUCACUUCUGUGCAAUAUGUGUUGGACACAACUAUGGUCAGCACUUUAUUGGGAUGUUGCAGGAACUGGGGGAGUUCAAGUGUUUGGAUUUCAUCCCUGACUGGCUAUAUGUUCCAACCUUGGCCAGGUUCAGAUUGCCGACCUACACAACCUCACAUAGCUCACUUCCCCAGUUUACUCCUGUAGAUCAGCCAAAUGUGCCCCCAGUUAGCAUAGCUUUCAACCAACACUCAUGGAUGGAACCAUUACCUGCUUGGAUAGUGGAAGAAUCUACUGCACUGUCUAAGGCAGAGGUGCUGGAAGAGCAGAUGCUAAGGGCAGGAAUACUAGCCUCUUUAGAAGAUGCUCCUGAGGAGGACCCAGAUGCAAAAGUCGAAGUACCUAAAUCAUCUGUUUCCUCUCUGCGACUCCAGCAGCUGGAGAAGAUGGGCUUCCCCACAGAAAAGGCUGUGGUGGCAUUAGCUGCAUCAAAGCAGCUAGAUGGCGCCAUUUCCCUGCUUAUUGAGGACAGCAUUGGCGAGAAAGCGGUGGUGGUAUCCAAAGGGAAGAACCCUCCACCACUGCAAAGAACUUAAAUAACCUCAUACUUCUAGAAUGAGCCUGUUAGAGUUUUUGAACUUGACUUACACUACGCUUGGGUUUUGCUGAGCUUCUGUAUUCUCCCUGUGGGCCAUAUAUUGAACUGUUUUGUGUUAAAAAGUCCUCUGGAAAAUGGAGAUGUAAGAUUAUGUGAUCUCUAAUUAAGUACAUGCAAACUG
Messenger RNA from Melanotaenia boesemani (Boeseman's rainbowfish), 1516 nucleotides. RefSeq names its product rhomboid domain containing 3 (gene rhbdd3). The record is from RefSeq and is a predicted model, not a curated record. Gene Ontology annotation, molecular function: serine-type endopeptidase activity; protein binding. The transcript is spliced from 5 exons. Gene Ontology annotation, cellular component: membrane. Lineage: Eukaryota; Metazoa; Chordata; Actinopteri; Atheriniformes; Melanotaeniidae. Bases 218 to 1333 code for a protein of 371 amino acids.